GUGGUUUGUCUAGUGUGUGUGGUAGCGUGUAUAGUGCAGUGUAUACCACAGGAGAAAUUUUGCCCACGCCCCCGUGUUGUCUUGUGUCUCUUUUCAACUGAUGUGCCACGUAAUUCCCGGAUGGUCCAAUCGGCGCGAGGAUAGAACAAUAGGCCUCGGCCACGGGGGCCUGUCCCGUAUGUUGUGGUAGCCAGCCUUAUUCAAACAGAUUUUCCUGCCAAAGCCGAUCACUGUUUUCAUCGCCAUCACUGACCGGUGCUGGAGCGACGAUUUCAGGCAGGCACCUCACAACUCUCUACGGUCUACUCCGGUGUGGUGGUACGCGCUCCACUUUUUUUGGUGUUAUACGGGGACUUUUUUAACCUGGGCGUAGAUUUUCCUGUCUCUUUCCUUCGUUUAGAAGUUAGUUCGUGGUUGAGGCUUUUAACCCAAGUUUAUAAUUGCAUCACCAUGGCAAACGCACAUAAUUACUUGGUGAUAGUUUUCUGUACCACGGCUGGUCAGAGAGGGGCUUUGCUUGGGACGGACGAGACAGACUUGGUCCUGCUGGUAUGGGGAGUCAUUGACGUUGAAACUAACAAGUUGGUUGGGUUUUUCAAGCAGUCCUUCGUCAGGCCAGACUCGGACAGUGUCGAGGUAUCCGAAGACCUGUGCAAGGCGCUGGGAGUGCAGCGAGAUGUCUUCAAGGGCGCCGCCAAGAUGGAGAAAGUUCUCCAACAGUUCGAGGAGUUCCUAUACCGGGAACUCAACCUCAGCCAGGGGAACACUCUCUGCCUCCUGACGGACGGCCAGCUCCACAUCCGCCAAUGCCUCCACCCUCAGGCCCUCAAUAAGAACGUCGAGUUACCAGACUUCUUCUACUCCUUCUUCGAUCUGAGGAAAGAGAUGCAGAAAUUCCACCCAGGCGCCACGACAAUCACCACAGUCAAGGACAUGGCGGACUAUUUAAAGAUCGAUACAGGGAGCUACAACUUCACAGAAACGGGUUUGGACGAGUGCCGAGCCAUGGCCAGCAUCGUGCAGCGACUCAUCCACGAAGGACACAGAUUCACAAAUCCGGAUCAGAUCCGAAGAAAAUAUGAACCCGGUACAUUCGACAAGACAGAUACUGUGUCAGAUAACUCAGUAGUUAAAGCACGAGGUCUUCCAUGGCAAGCUUCGGACAGAGAUGUCUUCCGCUUCUUCAAAGGGCUGAACAUCGCAAAGGGUGGGGUGGCUUUGUGUCUGAACCACUACGGCAGGAGGAACGGCGAGGUCAUGGUCCAUUUCGAGUCUUCCCAGCACAGAGACAUGGCGUUGCAGAGACACAGGCACAACUUGGGCAACAGAUACGUGGAAGUGUUCAAGGGAACAGGUGAUGAGUUCAUCAAAGUUGCAGCAGGAACCUCUCGGGAUGCGGCUAUGUUUCUGUCUCGAGAUGAUGGCCACAUCAUCGUGCGCAUGAGGGGUCUUCCCUUUACUGCAAGUGCUCGAGAAGUGGUUGACUUCUUUGGUCCGGCCAUCCCCGUUUCCGGCGCUGAAGAGGGCAUACUGUUUGUCAAACAGCGCAACGGUAAGAUGACAGGCGAUGCUUUCGUUCUGUUCUCGACUGAGGAAGUGGCCAACAAGGCUUUGGAGAAGCACAAGGACUACCUGAAGAACAGAUACAUUGAGAUCUUCCGCAGCACCACGGCUGAAGUACAGCAGGUUCUGUCCCGUCUGCACUCAGAGCCCUUAGUCCCCGAGGGCCCGCCCCAGGCCAACGUGAUGGUCCCUAACAUCAUCCACCCUCCCCAGGCCCACCUGAUACCCCAGCCACACCCUGCUGCCUUCGUGCCUCAGCAGCUCAUCACCUGCGGUAUGAUACGGGACUGCAUCCGGAUGCGGGGGUUGCCCUUCAAGGCCACCAUCGAGGACAUCAUGAGGUUUCUUGGGGAGACGGCAAACUACAUCCGGCCUCACGGGGUGCACAUGGUCUACACCAUGCAGGGCAACCCAACCGGAGAGGCCUUCAUCCAGAUGAUGUCGGCCGAGAGAGCGCUGCAAGCGGCCCAGACGUGCCACAGGAAGUACAUGGGGGAACGCUACGUGGAGGUCUUCCAGUGCUCUGGGGACGAGAUGAAUCUUGCCCUGAUGAGUGGGGCUAGAAGCAAGGCGGUGCAACCGCAAGUGACGGUACAAAGUGCAAUAGCACCCACAACUCCGCAGUUCCCCUACCAGCAGCAACUCCACUCUCCCAACGGCGGCAUGAUACCGAGUACCGCCCCCCUCCCAGGGACCAUCCAGGCACGUCAACAGACCACCCAUGCCUACAUCCAGCAGCCCCUGUACUACUUCCCUAGUCCCCCCGUCUCCCCCACCACGAGCCAACUCUACCAUCACCCCCACGCCAGUAACGCCAUCAUCCGCCUGAGGGGACUGCACGUUGGGGCCACGCCCCAGGAAGUGGCCAACUUCUUCCAGGGAUAUGGGGUCCCAGCUGAGAAUGUGCAGAUGCAGUACAAUGGGGAUGUUUUGGUGCCGUUCUACUCGCAGGAGUUGGCCAUCAAAGCUCUACACGAGAAACAACGUCAGUACACCGGUAAAAUGGAACUCUUCAUGCCUUGAAAAGACACUAAGGGAGGUGGCAUAGGAUUGUAGCUUUUGAUCGAGGCAAAUGUCAUGGCUCUGCCAACCACAGAAUGGACCCUCCCUGCCUAUCACUCAAAACAUGUCCACUGAACAAUUAUAACUUUUGAUCCGAUGACCAAGGUAGAUAGGUCUAACUUGGUCACAAACAUAGUGAGAAAUGUACACCAACAAAAAUAAGGGGCAAAAUCUGGAACAGCCUAUUCCGCGCAAACAUUCAGCAUUCUGUGCUUACAUCAUGAGCGCAGAAAUUCUAUGCUAACCCUGCAAGACAGAA
Patiria miniata (bat star) is the source of this 2884-nucleotide messenger RNA. RefSeq names its product epithelial splicing regulatory protein 1-like. The coding region runs from base 451 to 2586 and encodes 711 amino acids. Lineage: Eukaryota; Metazoa; Echinodermata; Asteroidea; Valvatida; Asterinidae. Gene Ontology annotation, molecular function: 3'-5'-RNA exonuclease activity; RNA binding. The record is from RefSeq and is a predicted model, not a curated record. The transcript is spliced from 14 exons. Gene Ontology annotation, cellular component: ribonucleoprotein complex.